Paramormyrops kingsleyae is the source of this 4263-nucleotide messenger RNA. Its product is annotated as progestin and adipoQ receptor family member 4-like. Gene Ontology annotation, molecular function: signaling receptor activity. The record is from RefSeq and is a predicted model, not a curated record. Lineage: Eukaryota; Metazoa; Chordata; Actinopteri; Osteoglossiformes; Mormyridae. Gene Ontology annotation, cellular component: membrane.
GUGACAUAAAGAAGAGAUGUACUGGAGAUAGCAGAUGAGAAAAGUUAUGUGCAUUUGAUAUUCUGAUGUUAUCCAGCUGGGAAAGAGGAUGGGAUAUACAAUCGGAUACUGGACUGCAGCACUACUAUCGACUAUUAACACCGGUGAAUUGACAAUGGCAUUUUAAAAGUUAAUUUUAAAAGCUACAGAAGCAAAUAGUUUGCGCUAUCCACGAAGGAGGCGGAACGGAAUAACAGCAUAUAUAUACGCUGCAAAAAAGAAAGAAGAAUCCAUUUAAUUGACAUCGUUUUAUUAAAAAAAAUGGGCAUUAAAUGUUUUUUUUUUAUUAAAUGUUUUUUUUUGCGUUUUGUCGUAAGGGAUUUAAACCAGUAUCCAGCGGGCUACGCAAAAUAGCUCGAUUGUCGAAGAACUGUGCAAGUUAAUGUUAACACAAAUAUUGAAUUACUUUUGUUCCGUUUUUGUUAAUAUGGCAUUCUUUAACGGACCGAGGCUAUUAGAAUGGGCGAAUUCACCUCCACACCUGCAAUUCAACAAAUAUGUGCUGAAGGGAUACCGCCCUGUAUCUUCCGCCCAGGACUGUGUCAGAAGCCUGUUCUACCUCCACAACGAGCUGGGCAACAUUUACACACAUGGAAUCCCACUGCUCUGCUUCAUGGUGCUGCUCCCCUUCUCCAUCCCCUGGUCUCAGAUCAGCAUCACCUGGCUGGCUGUGGUUCACAUACUGGCUUGCCUGUCCCCACACAUAGGCUCUGUGCUCUAUCACCUCUUCAUGAACCAUGAGGGCGGGGCGCCGGUCUACCACACCCUGCUGGCCCUCGACAUGUGCGGCAUCUGCAUGAUCAACACAUUAGGAGCACUGCAUAUUGUGUACAUCACGCUGCUAUGCUACCCCUCAAUCCGCAGCGCCGCCCUGCUGGCCUACAUCCUGCUGUCGGUCUAUGGCAUCUACUCUGCGGUGACAGCACGGGAUAGCAUGCGCCGCCUGCGCUCCUUCGUCUGGCAGGCCCUGUUCCGUUUAACGCUCUUCCUGUUGCGCCGCCUCGGUGUGGGCGUUGGUAGUCCCAGUUCACUGCGCCACUUCAUCGCCAUGGACACAUUGGCUGUGCUAGGGGGGGUCAUCAACAUCAGCCGCUUCCCUGAGCGCCUUCGCCCGGGCCUCUUCGACUACUGGCUCAACAGCCACCAGAUCAUGCACGUGUUGGUGGUAGGUGCCAUUGUGUGCUUGCACUGGGGUGUGGUCGACGACCUUGUGUGGAUCAACGGGUACCUCUGUCCAUCAGACUGACAGCGAGGGCCAAGCAUGUUCUGCCUUACGGCGGGAGAGCGAACUUGAUGAACUACAAAAGAGAAUAUUCCAUCCGUCCAUCCUUCUUCUAACUGCUUACAUUUGUCUGGGUUACAUGAGGGACUGGAGAUGCUGGAGUACACCCAGGAGGGAUGCAGGUCCAUCAUACAGCGCAAACACAAACUAUGGGUACUUCAGAGACACCACUUAACCUAACUGCAUGUUGGAUGGAAACCAAUUUGCCCAAUUUAUGUUUUAGUUUGUUAUGCACAGCCUGUCACCUGGACCAUGAUAUAUGGUUACAAAAAGGAUGGAUGGAUGGAUGGAUGGAUGAUUAUGCACAGAUACCACACCUGUGGUUGGUAACCUUUUUAAAAAAAUAAUUACACCAGCAUUUGCAGGCUAUUACAGUUUUAAUUUUUUUCUAUAGGGAAAAUGGUUCCCAAAAUCUACAGGUUCUUAUGGGCUCAUCAUCCAUCCAUCCAUUUUCAGAAACCACUUAAUCCCAACUGGGGUCACAGGGGGGACCGGAGCCUAUCUUAGGAACGAUGGGCACAGACAGGAAUCAACCCUGGGCAGUCACCAACACAUCGCAACUACAGGGCCAAUGUAGACUCACCAGUCAACCUAUCCUGCACGCUUUUGGACCGUGGGAGGAAUCCGGAGCUGCUGGCAAAAACCCACACAAACAUGAGAAGGGAGUGUGAACUCCACACAGGAUGGAGCUGGGACCGAACCCGGGACCGAACCCAGGACCUUCGCAUGGGAGGCAGCAGUGCUAACCACUGCACCAACGUGCCACCUCAGGCUCAGCAUUUCAAGUAUAAACACACUUCAACACUUUACAAAAACAGCAUAACGUUCAUGUUUUUUCCCUGCUGGAUUUGGUACAUCAUGCUGGGGAAAUGAUCCUGAAAUCAAAACCGAGUCAAAUCAGACAUACCGAGAAGAAAACAAUACGAAGCUGACAGAUCAGACACUGAGCUAUAGACUGUUGAUUGUCCUUCAUGUGUUGUCAGCAGAUAUUUUGCACUAAACUGUAUUGACAAGCAAUCACAUUAAUUGAAAUUAAUCCUUAUUUAUCUGUAUGAAUAAUGGUGGCUAUAAUUUAAUUAGUGGAAGUGGUCUUAUUUUGUUAGUGCUAUAGAGACGGAAUGAUUGUAAAAAAAAAAAACUUGUAUUGUAAUACACAAUAAGCGGCUUCAGUCUUCCACGUGGCACUUGUCUACUUUAAUUUUACUGAACGACAGUAACUCAAACCUUAAACAAGUAAUGGGACUGUGAGAUAAAUGUUUUUGGGGAACUAGCAAUAACAUUAAUGUAAGUGGUGCUAUGGUUUUCUUGCGGCUAAGCAAAAAAGACAAGCAAAAAUAUUUCUCAUCCCGUUAUUUAAAUCUCAGUAACUCCUGUCUUUGGAUAAAUUUACUUAAAUUUAUAAAUGCAGAUUUUUGGAGUAAUUACAGUUUAUCAAUUAGAUAUACAGCAUACAUAAUGACUUUAGGCUUUAACCCUUUCAGGCUCAAAUUGAGUUUUUGUUGCUAAAGGACAACCAAGACCUGCAGUGGUACUUUUGAGUAAAAAAAACUCAUAAAUUAUGUAUCUGGGGUAAUAAGGUAGUUAGUUUUUAACUGUUGCAAACAGCAACGCCUGCCUUGAGAGGGUUAAACAGACUACCUAAACAAUAUCAGGACAUUAAACUCAAGAUCGUAUAUGGCUAUCUACAGCAGUCUUUCCCAAUCUGGUCCUCGGGGAUCUGUCCAUGAUUUUGCUCCCGGGAGCUGGGAGUGAGCAAAACCGAAGUUUGGGUUGGGAAACACUGAUGUAAAGAGUCCAGUGAUUUCCUUGAGAUAGAGCCAGCCCAGAUUGAAUGGGUGAUGUGUCACAUCAGAGAAGAUGCUCUACUUGUAUGUAACAAGAAUGGUUAGUAUAGGGAUUCUUACAACAAUAGAAAUAUUAACAAGUCUAUCAUUGCUGUAAGAUUAGUAUUAUUUUUUCAUAUAAAGUUUCCACUGUGAAGGAAAAAAAACUCGAACUGAGAACUGGACAGAGACAAUUUUAUAAGAAACUAAGUUGUUAGUUUAAAAGGGCUUCAGAAUAAAAUUAUUAACAAACACAUUUUAAUGGGUUUAUGUAUCUUGCUGUAUUUAUACGUCAUCAUUGAACUUUAGUUUCGCAGUCAUGUCAUUAACUGAAGAACUUUGUGCACAACGAUGUUAUUCGUCUUUGUAACAGCAUCGUUUUGUGCUUUCUGGCUAAAAUGUCAGGUGAAAGGUAAUUAAAUGGCGCCCCCUAGUGGUCUUCUGUAUUGUGACGAUUAAAACAUACUAUGCCAAAGCAUUUUCAGAACUGAGGGAAAGCAGCAAAACAUUCCAAGCAUGUUCAGAAAUGCUAUUUUCGGAUCGUGGUUUCCGCUCUGUAUUCAGCAUGGAAGUGGAAGCUGUUCUGCAUAGUAUAUGUUUUGUCCUGGUUACAUUUUUUUUAAAAGGAUGAAAUACUGAAUUACACAAAAGUGAGAAUUACAGAAUAUAAGGAUUAAAGGGCAUAAUUAAGCUAAGGUUCUGCAUUUUCUUUCCUUUCAGAAUUGAAAUCACGUAGAAAUUAUCCAAUAGAUACUGUAAAAACAUAAACUGUUAUGUUUUAACAUUUACCUUCCUGAAGUAUGAGUUGUAAUCAUAUGGUAAUUCAGACAGUCAACGUUCUUAACCAAAAAAAUAGUCUACAUGUGGUCACCAUAGACCUUCCUGUUUAUUCUGUGUCUGCGGCAUAUCAAGCAAAUGAGGUCCAAUGUGAUACAGCAUCUCGUUAUGUUAGGGCUCAAUUAUACCAUGCCCAAAGCAGGGCUGCUCAGUCCUCUAGGUGAUAUAGGCAUCUGCCUUAGGUGCCAACUUCUGAGGGGCUUGUCUGCUGUGCCAGCACUAAACAACUAUGCGAGGCAGUGUGCCCCACUAUGUCUAUGCAUUAAAGAAACAUUUGUGAAA